This is a messenger RNA of Pseudogymnoascus destructans, 1089 nucleotides long. RefSeq names its product E2-like enzyme (gene ATG3). The record is from RefSeq and is a predicted model, not a curated record. The transcript is spliced from 3 exons. Gene Ontology annotation, molecular function: Atg8-family ligase activity. Lineage: Eukaryota; Fungi; Ascomycota; Leotiomycetes; Thelebolales; Thelebolaceae. Gene Ontology annotation, cellular component: cytosol; cytoplasmic ubiquitin ligase complex. Bases 1 to 1089 code for a protein of 362 amino acids. Gene Ontology annotation, biological process: autophagy of mitochondrion; nucleophagy; autophagosome assembly.
AUGGAUUUACUCGGCAAAAUAACCCCGCUCUCAAUUCGGAGUGCCAUGGGCAACAUUCGGGACCGUGUUGCAGAAUCCGUGGAACAUGCCGACUUCUUCGAGACGGGACAGAUCGGCACCAAGGAUUUUGAGGCCGCAGGAGACUAUCUCACGACCAAGUUUCCCUCGUGGCAGUGGUAUCAACCGGCAAAGCUCACUAAGCCCGUGGAUAAACUCGACCCAAAGAAACACAUUCUGAAAUACGUAGGUGUACCAUGCCACCAGCGGCUAAACGACACGUUUCAAGGGGUUUCUGAACAACAAGAGACGAGAGUUGUGGAUGGCGAGGACUUCCAGAAUGGCGCAAAUAGCGGAACUCCUGGGGAUGAUGAGGAUGGAUGGGUAAAAACCGCAAACCUGGCUGCGAGCCAGGAGAGAAGGGGAAGGGAUGUGAGGACCUUGGAUGAGAGUGGAAAUUUGGGAGAGGUGGAACCGGACGAGUCCGAUGAUAUCCCGGAUAUGGACGACGAUUCCGACCCGGAGGCACUCAAAGAUGAACCCUCCGGAGAGGCGAGCAAAUAUCGAAAAUACGACAUAUAUAUUGGUUACUCCGCAUACGAUCGAACUCCCCGCAUGUAUUUGGCAGGCAAAGACAGCAAAGACCAUCCAUUACCCCCGAACCUCAUGAUGGAGGACAUCAUGGGCGAUUACCGCGAGAAGACUGUGACCAUCGAAAACUUCCCACACAUGGAUGGACUGAAGACUGUUUCGAUACAUCCAUGCCGUCAUGCUUCAGUCAUGAAAUCUCUUAUGAAUCGUGCAAACAGCGCGCUCAAACUUCGAAGAGAGAAGCAAAGGCUGGCACAAGGUGCUGACAGUCGUCAAGACUUAGGUGACCAGCCGGGCGACAUAAAUAAGCUGAAUCUUGCUGGUGGGGCAAGGAAUGAAUCCAAGAGAAAUGCUGAGGAUGAAUGGGAGGUGGUGGAAACACAUGGUGAUCCCUAUGAAGACGAAGUUGCAAUAAGGGUGGAUCAGUAUUUGGCUGUGUUCUUAAAGUUUAUGGCUUCAGUCAUCCCAAAUGUUGAAAUCGACAACACAACGUCUAUCUGA